Messenger RNA from Closterium sp. Yama58-4, 3966 nucleotides. Lineage: Eukaryota; Viridiplantae; Streptophyta; Zygnematophyceae; Desmidiales; Closteriaceae. The record is from the annotation of a GenBank genome assembly.
AUGCUCUCAUCCAUCCAUGCGCAUCUUGACUCCUGCUACUCCCUUCUACUGUAUCCCCCACACCUUCUCCCACUCACAGCGCCAUCACAUACCUGUAAGCUCACAACACUCUUGAGGGCGAGAUUCCAACGUUCCUGGGCACAAUGGCCCAGCUCACAUACCUGUAAGCUCACAACACUCUUGAGGGCGAGAUUCCAACGUUCCUGGGCACAAUGGCCCAGCUCACAUACCUGUAAGCUCACAACACUCUUGAGGGCGAGAUUCCAACGUUCCUGGGCACAAUGGCCCAGCUCACAUACCUGUAAGCUCACAACACUCUUGAGGGCGAGAUUCCAACGUUCCUGGGCACAAUGGCCCAGCUCACAUACCUGUAAGCUCACAACACUCUUGAGGGCGAGAUUCCAACGUUCCUGGGCACAAUGGCCCAGCUCACAUACCUGUAAGCUCACAACACUCUUGAGGGCGAGAUUCCAACGUUCCUGGGCACAAUGGUCCAGCUCACAUACCUGUAAGCUCACAACACUCUUGAGGGCGAGAUUCCAACGUUCCUGGGCACAAUGGCCCAGCUCACAUACCUGUAAGCUCACAACACUCUUGAGGGCGAGAUUCCAACGUUCCUGGGCACAAUGGCCCAGCUCACAUACCUGUAAGCUCACAACACUCUUGAGGGCGAGAUUCCAACGUUCCUGGGCACAAUGGCCCAGCUCACAUACCUGUAAGCUCACAACACUCUUGAGGGCGAGAUUCCAACGUUCCUGGGCACAAUGGCCCAGCUCACAUACCUGUAAGCUCACAACACUCUUGAGGGCGAGAUUCCAACGUUCCUGGGCACAAUGGCCCAGCUCACAUACCUGUAAGCUCACAACACUCUUGAGGGCGAGAUUCCAACGUUCCUGGGCACAAUGGCCCAGCUCACAUACCUGUAAGCUCACAACACUCUUGAGGGCGAGAUUCCAACGUUCCUGGGCACAAUGGCCCAGCUCACAUACCUGUAAGCUCACAACACUCUUGAGGGCGAGAUUCCAACGUUCCUGGGCACAAUGGCCCAGCUCACAUACCUGUAAGCUCACAACGCUCUUGAGGGCGAGAUUCCAACGUUCCUGGGCACAAUGGCCCAGCUCACAUACCUGUAAGCUCACAACGCUCUUGAGGGCGAGAUUCCAACGUUCCUGGGCACAAUGGCCCAGCUCACAUACCUGUAAGCUCACAACGCUCUUGAGGGCGAGAUUCCAACGUUCCUGGGCACAAUGGCCCAGCUCACAUACCUGUAAGCUCACAACGCUCUUGAGGGCGAGAUUCCAACGUUCCUGGGCACAAUGGCCCAGCUCACAUACCUGUAAGCUCACAACGCUCUUGAGGGCGAGAUUCCAACGUUCCUGGGCACAAUGGCCCAGCUCACAUACCUGUAAGCUCACAACGCUCUUGAGGGCGAGAUUCCAACGUUCCUGGGCACAAUGGCCCAGCUCACAUACCUGUAAGCUCACAACGCUGUUGAGGGCGAGAUUCCAACGUUCCUGGGCACAAUGGCCCAGCUCACAUACCUGUAAGCUCACAACGCUGUUGAGGGCGAGAUUCCAACGUUCCUGGGCACAAUGGCCCAGCUCACAUACCUGUAAGCUCACAACGCUGUUGAGGGCGAGAUUCCAACGUUCCUGGGCACAAUGGCCCAGCUCACAUACCUGUAAGCUCACAACGCUGUUGAGGGCGAGAUUCCAACGUUCCUGGGCACAAUGGCCCAGCUCACAUACCUGUAAGCUCACAACGCUGUUGAGGGCGAGAUUCCAACGUUCCUGGGCACAAUGGCCCAGCUCACAUACCUGUAAGCUCACAACGCUGUUGAGGGCGAGAUUCCAACGUUCCUGGGCACAAUGGCCCAGCUCACAUACCUGUAAGCUCACAACGCUCUUGAGGGCGAGAUUCCAACGUUCGUGGGCACAAUGGCCCAGCUCACAUACCUGUAAGCUCACAACGCUCUUGAGGGCGAAAUUCCAACGUUCCUGGGCACAAUGGCCCAGCUCACAUACCUGUAAGCUCACAACGCUCUUGAGGGCGAGAUUCCAACGUUCCUGGGCACAAUGGCCCAGCUCACAUACCUGUAAGCUCACAACGCUCUUGAGGGCGAGAUUCCAACGUUCCUGGGCACAAUGGCCCAGCUCACAUACCUGUAAGCUCACAACGCUCUUGAGGGCGAGAUUCCAACGUUCCUGGGCACAAUGGCCCAGCUCACAUACCUGUAAGCUCACAACGCUCUUGAGGGCGAGAUUCCAACGUUCCUGGGCACAAUGGCCCAGCUCACAUACCUGUAAGCUCACAACGCUCUUGAGGGCGAGAUUCCAACGUUCCUGGGCACAAUGGCCCAGCUCACAUACCUGUAAGCUCACAACGCUCUUGAGGGCGAGAUUCCAACGUUCCUGGGCACAAUGGCCCAGCUCACAUACCUGUAAGCUCACAACGCUCUUGAGGGCGAGAUUCCAACGUUCCUGGGCACAAUGGCCCAGCUCACAUACCUGUAAGCUCACAACGCUCUUGAGGGCGAGAUUCCAACGUUCCUGGGCACAAUGGCCCAGCUCACAUACCUGUAAGCUCACAACGCUCUUGAGGGCGAGAUUCCAACGUUCCUGGGCACAAUGGCCCAGCUCACAUACCUGUAAGCUCACAACACUCUUGAGGGCGAGAUUCCAACGUUCCUGGGCACAAUGGCCCAGCUCACAUACCUGUAAGCUCACAACACUCUUGAGGGCGAGAUUCCAACGUUCCUGGGCACAAUGGCCCAGCUCACAUACCUGUAAGCUCACAACACUCUUGAGGGCGAGAUUCCAACGUUCCUGGGCACAAUGGCCCAGCUCACAUACCUGUAAGCUCACAACACUCUUGAGGGCGAGAUUCCAACGUUCCUGGGCACAAUGGCCCAGCUCACAUACCUGUAAGCUCACAACACUCUUGAGGGCGAGAUUCCAACGUUCCUGGGCACAAUGGCCCAGCUCACAUACCUGUAAGCUCACAACACUCUUGAGGGCGAGAUUCCAACGUUCCUGGGCACAAUGGCCCAGCUCACAUACCUGUAAGCUCACAACGCUCUUGAGGGCGAGAUUCCAACGUUCCUGGGCACAAUGGCCCAGCUCACAUACCUGUAAGCUCACAACGCUCUUGAGGGCGAGAUUCCAACGUUCCUGGGCACAAUGGCCCAGCUCACAUACCUGUAAGCUCACAACACUCUUGAGGGCGAGAUUCCAACGUUCCUGGGCACAAUGGCCCAGCUCACAUACCUGUAAGCUCACAACACUCUUGAGGGCGAGAUUCCAACGUUCCUGGGCACAAUGGCCCAGCUCACAUACCUGUAAGCUCACAACACUCUUGAGGGCGAGAUUCCAACGUUCCUGGGCACAAUGGCCCAGCUCACAUACCUGUAAGCUCACAACACUCUUGAGGGCGAGAUUCCAACGUUCCUGGGCACAAUGGCCCAGCUCACAUACCUGUAAGCUCACAACACUCUUGAGGGCGAGAUUCCGCCGCCCUCUCGCCGCCCUCCGCAACCCUCUCACCUCCCCCUCACCUCCCCCUCACCUCCCCCUCACCUCCCCCUCACUGCCCUCUAAUUGCCCUCUUCCCCUCUCCUUUCUCUCAUGCCCGCUCCCCUCCUUUCUACGCCAAGUCAAGCAAGUCAACGCAGAUGGCAACUAUUUCGCAGGCUCAGCUGCAGCCCUCCCCUGCUCCGACCUCUUCUCAGUCAACGGCAACUGCCUCUCCUCCGUCCCCGCUCAGUGUGGGGGACAAGCCUCUCAGAAAACCCUUGCGGAAUGCAGCAAGUUCUGUGGGACGGGGGCGGCAGGUGGGGCGUGCAGCGGCAAGGGCGUGUGUGUGCCUGACAUGCAAAAGAUGCUGAGUUCACAGGCGUUUGUGCCGGUGUGCAAGUGUGCUGCGGGGUUCCUGCCUACGCAGAAUAAGUUGGGCUGCGUGAAGAAGUGA